Molecule: messenger RNA, 1464 nt
Organism: Diaporthe amygdali
Lineage: Eukaryota; Fungi; Ascomycota; Sordariomycetes; Diaporthales; Diaporthaceae
Exons: 5
Coding region: 1-1464 (487 amino acids)
Source: RefSeq, a predicted model, not a curated record
AUGUCGGGGAUCGAGGUCGCAGGGAUCGUCUUGGGAGCAUAUCCUGUUCUCCUGGAGACAGCCAAGGAUCUACGUGAGGUCUUCAAGGAUGUCAAGACUUGGUGGCGCUUCGAAAGGGAGUUUGAGAACUUUUUGUCGGUCCUAGAGACAGAACACAUCAAGUACUCACUGAACUUGCAAAUUCUUCUCGAGGACCUAGAUAUACCAGAAGAAGAUAAGGAUACUCUUCAGGUUGACCCUACCGCUUCAGGAUGGUACGACGUGCAAACACAGGUCAAGCUUCGACGUCGAAUCCAGGACCGCUAUUACAACUGGUUUAUGAGACAAUUGGCUGCAAUGAACAGGGCUUUGGGUGACCUUCAAGAUCUCCUACCAACUAUCCAUUACGUGAACUUUUCAAGCAUCGAAAGGGAAAUGUUCAGGCUAAAGACCAGUUUCACUCACCGUAAAGAUGUACUCUUGGCCGAGGUUCGAGAUCGCAACAACGAAAUCUUCACAUUCUUGGAACGAGCCGCUCAUCUCAGCAGUUCGAGAACACCUCCCCCACCCAGGCUUGCAAGGAAACAGACGACGCCAUUGCUUGCUCUUCAGAGUGAGGCCACUGCCCUAUACGAAACAUUUCAAAUGCAUCUACACUGGAAACCUGAAGACAAACCGACAAAGUUGAAGCUUAUCCGGUGGCCCUCAAACACAACCAAGAAAGAGGAGGCAGAGAAUAUGGGCAAAGCCUCCCCUCCCACAGUUCGAUUUGCCGACGAUUCUCCAAAUGAACCAACCGCAGAGUAUAGCAUCGAUGAAGGUUCUACAGUUAUAUAUGACUUGUGCCGAACCAUCAACCCAACAACACAGUCAAUAGACAACCCGGAGAAUCAGCUGCCGCUGCAAGGCUACAAAAUUGAAUCGUUCGAAGCCUUCGUCAGGGCUACGCCCCGAAGAGAUGCCCGGCUGAAAGUUGGCCGUGACCUAAUCCUCGCAAUACUAAGCCUCGGUACUUCAUCAUGGGUUCCAGCCUCGUGGACCGCGAAGGACUUAUUCCUCAUCCGAGAUCCCACAGCCCCGGUUCCGCGGCCUUAUUUCAACCACACAUCGCUUCGUCAGUCACUUUCCAGCAACGAGUCGAGGUCGACGGCCAAGCAGACUCGAGAUUCGCUCUUUUCACUCGGCGUUUUGCUUCUGGAGCUCGUAUUCAGAGACCAAUUGGAGAACCAGCACUUUCGGGCCGGGCUGAUGGGACCGAACAGCAAGCCAACCGCGGUAACUGAUUUGGCAACGGCACUUCUGUGGCAGCAAAAAGUCGAAGAGGAACUGGGUCAUGACUUGGCUGACUCCAUCAAGCGGUGUCUCGUAUGCAUGUUUGAGCAGGCAGCAACUCCAGAUUUGGGCAAUUCCGGCUUUGUCCAAGCUGUGUGGCAGCAAGUGGUACGACCGAUAGAAUCGUUCAUCUCAGCUUGGAAUAGGAGUUGA